CGACCCAACCCAAUUAGAAACAAACCGUAGGGUUUAAUUUUUUGAAUGAGUUUGAAUUUAAUAUUUCUUAAACCAUAGUGCAUGAUUCGAGUAAUUAAAAUGGCUAAACUUGAAUCACCUGACACAUGUACACUCUAACCGCCACAUGUUUGAUGCUUUUUAAACGACGGGAUAUCCGCUUGCCGCUUCAUCAUCCACCCACGUGACUUAAUGGUUUAACAUUUAAAGCCGUUGGAUCGAUCUUCCAGCUUGAGCCCCAAGUUUGAAGUAACGUGGAACGCAAACACGGAGCAAACUUCCUCAAUUAUAAUUAUUUAUAUUUAUUAUUUUGUAGCCUCAAAAUUCAUGAAUUACUCUUCGAUUUUGGAUAAAGCCCGAUAAUUUGGUGGGGUUCUUUUUCAUAUGAUCGGCUGCCAAAAGACCAACCGAGUCACCAGCUGUUAACAGAGUUUCGAUCAAACUCGCCAGCAUCUACUUCUUCAGCCUCCUCGUCUUCUCCGCUCCCUUGCUUCGGAAUCGUUUCAUAAGGUAUGCGCUUUGGGAUUUCUUCUAAAAGUUUCUGAAUUUGCUGUGUUUCUGUGGAACGAUUGAUUGAAUAUCCGACGAAUUAGUUCACUUUCGAUUUUGACUUCGUGCUGCUUAAAAUUGUUCGCUCCUUUUGGAUGAGCGAAGCAAGUGGAAGAACAUAAUCCCUGGCUUGGUUAUUGGGGGUACUUAGUUUAUUGUUAUUCUAGGUGGGUAGUCAGUUAAUUGAGAUUCUGGCCUGGAAUGGAAUUGUAUGUAGAACUCGGAAGUAGAAACUUUUCAGGGUUUUGUUUGGCUGGAGGAAGUUUUGGGCUGACUAAUUACUUACUUUUGUUUUGAUGAGGUGCAGGAAGGGAAGAAGGGAUGGCUAAGAGUUGCUUCAAGCAAGAGCAUGACCAUGAGAAGAGAAAAGCUGAGGCAGCCAGGAUUAGGGAGAAAUACCCAGAUAGAAUUCCGGUCAUUGUGGAGAAGGCAGAGAGAAGCGAAAUACCAAACAUAGAUAAGAAAAAGUACCUUGUCCCUGCUGACUUGACUGUUGGACAGUUUGUUUAUGUUAUCCGAAAGAGGAUCAAGCUGAGUGCUGAGAAGGCAAUAUUUAUCUUCGUCGACAAUGUCCUGCCACCAACUGGUGCCAUCAUGUCUGCUAUAUAUGAAGAGAAGAAGGAUGAAGAUGGGUUUCUGUAUGUCACUUACAGCGGUGAGAACACCUUUGGGACGGAGAUUCAGCAGUAGAGCCAAGCCAAAUUGUUGCAGAGCUCCAUAAGUUUCACUGUUUAUCUGGCUCAGUUGCUUGUUUAGGUUUGGGGAUGAUGUUCAUUUAAUAUAUGAACACAGCUCGGUUGUGGAGACACUUGUGCAUAGGGUAUAUCUCUCUCUCUUGUAUAGACACUUUCAAGAACUUCUCUUCUCUUUCUCUAAUUGAAUAUUUAUGUCGAAAACAUGACUUGGCCUCUCCCUGGUGUUUGGCAUAAUGAUUAUCAAGAUGGAACUGAAUCACUUUCUGCGUUUGUUUUAGUUACUUGAAAAGAAAGAAGAAACACUAUUAUUCCUUGUGUGCUGUUGAGUUUUCUUCACAAGCGUCUUAUCUUAAGUUGAACUCAGUUGCGGGCCGCUAAUGGAGGCUCAUACGGGCUGGCCCAGUCUGGUCCCAGACUUUGGAUCCCAGAAUUGCCCUGUCUCCUGGUCGCUUUGGCAUAUUCUCAUUCUCGGUUCUCCAUACAUCAACAUUCAUCUAAGGUUUUGAUUCUUAACGCAAUCAUUUUAGCUUGGUGGGGACUGGUCAAGAACCAGCUUAACUAGGGUUAUUUACGUAUAUGUUAGUUGUUGGAAAGUGAUAAUGAUCUUUUUUACUUGUCGUAACACAUUAAUAUUUUACAUGAUAUCACCACAACCAUGGUAGAUUGACUAUGUUUAAAGGAAAUAUAUCAGUAUACAUAUGUUAUAUCCUUAUUCCUAGAACGCUACAGCCUACAAUAUAUGAAAUAUGGAGAUCCAUGACAUGGGUUGUGGGUGACGAGAUUGCUUUAUUGUAAAGGUAGACUUUUUCAUAUCAAAUCCAAAAUAAAAAGGACAAAGUUGC
Linum trigynum is the source of this 2104-nucleotide messenger RNA. NCBI's taxonomy places the organism in Eukaryota, Viridiplantae, Streptophyta, Magnoliopsida, Malpighiales, Linaceae. The record is from the annotation of a GenBank genome assembly.